UCUUUGCCUUGCUGUUCGCCAGCAUUCACGCCUACAAGCUUUUCGUGCGCCCGCUCCGUAGCCUUGUUGCUCUUGAGACUCACCCUCGCCCUCUCCUCUUCUCCCUCGCCCAUCGCCCAUCGCCAGCAUCGUACACUUUCUCACUCUUGCAUACACACUCACUCGCCAGUCCGGUGACUUCGACACAAAGAUUGCACGGGGCUUUUUUGUGUUGAGUAAUCUGUCUCACUCCAACCAAUACAAACCGGACAACUGGUGUAUAACGUUUGGGUAGUGGCAAGCGGCCCUCUCUCCCCACCUCUGUGCUGCUGUUAGUAGCGAAGGCGAUACUACUCGGGGACUUUAGCACACCAACACCUCCGCGCGCGCUCCUGAGCGUGAGGGAGGUGUGGGGGUGAGCGAGAGGAGGAGGUGUCAAUCCUAGCGCUGCUCAGUGACCAUCGCGGCGCCACCCAAGUAACACCUUACUCUGCUACGCGGCCACUAAACUUCACGUCGUGAAAAUUAUUUCCAGAGGGAGAUGAAUAACGGAUUAACAAUAAAGCGCUAUUCUAACGCAGUGUUUCUCUACCUAACUCACUACCCUCAUUGGAUUUAACCCUUUGUUUCUUUUCAUUUUUUUUUCUCUUUGGUUUUUCACUGUUGAUGUAAUUCUAUUAAGCGAGUGUUCAUUUAUUCUGUGGCAGACAUAAGUGAGAGUUAUUGAGACGUAUUUGUGAGAAUCGUGUGGUUAAUUUGGGAAUGGAAGAUAUGGUAUGUAAAGCCACGAACGCGCACCAUCAACUGACGCCGGCCGUCGGACACUUUGAAGAAGGUGCUCGAGAGUAAAUCGUUCUCCCAUGAUAAUUUCUCACAGAUUUACUGGGAAAGUUGUUGGGAGAAUGAAAUUGAGAUAAAAAUCCUACUGCCACUGGAUUUUUUAAUCAUUAAAUGACGCAAUCUAAAUGUGGAACAAUAUUUUUUCGUGUGAAAGUGUCACACAGUUUCCAGCGUGACAAUUGAUAAACAAAGUGAACCCAAUAAGUUAGUGAUAAAGUGGAUUGUAAAUAGAUGUGAAAAUGUGCAGUUAACGAAUAAAUUGUUUGUAAUCAAAUGUUGAAAAAAACACACCUGAAAGAUGUCGAAUUUGUUGACGUCAAGAUCAGGGGGUGUUUUCAAAAAAGAAAUUUAUCUACUUCGUCCAAUAUCGCGAGAACGUACGAAAAGACCAUCGUAAGCGUGCUAGUUGACAUAUUGACAGCGAAAUUCGAAACCAAAAGGAAUAACUCCAAAAAUACAUAAUCCAACACAAUUCCCAAUAAAUAUUGAUCGAAUAAAAAUUUAAUGUGAACCAGCUCUGAGGGAGAGAGGAGUAUUUGGAGGUUAUUGAGUCACUCGAAGAGUAAUCGACUCCAUUAAAAAAAACUGAAGCCAAUCUCGAUGAGAUUCGAACAAGACACGUCGUGCAGGGGUACCCACUGCGCCAGUACACCAUUACAGGCACCGCAGCGUAUUCACCCAAAGAUAGAAUUUGAAACAUCAAUUGAGGAGCUGUCAGCCGAUCAUACUGACAUUCUAAAUAGUGAUAAGCCUAUUGCUAAUAAUUAUUACGAUUCCUAUAGAGAAAAAUUUGAUUUUUUGAAUAACGAGCCAGUUGAGGGUGGAAAAACGGGUCACAGAGGGGUGACGGGGGGGCCUGGGAUGGCGUACCCCGCACCAGCAGGGCCAACAAUUAAUCAACACUCGCCAUUUUCAACGAUAAGUAGUUCGGCGAGUCAGGGUAACGGGCAUAUUGCAACGAGUCAUUUACCGGCACCGGCGGCACCGAGGCCAACUGAUUUUAGUGUAUCUUCGUUAUUGACCGCUGCCAAUACACAUUCGACGCAUUUGGGAGGAUCAUCCUCACAGGGUAGUGCAUCACCACCCCCUGGUGGACCAAGUAGUCCAGCUGCUGCGCCUGAAACACCACCACCCCAUAGUAAUCAAAGGGACUUAUCGCACAAUUCAGCAGAGGCCGCGGCUGCUAAUUAUUUUAACGCUUUGGCGGCUGCCGGAUUCUGCAAUCCAGGGGCACAAUUUCCACCCAACAAUUCACCUAACGCACAUCAUUUGGCAGCUAAGGGGCUAAUUGGAAGCCCUCAUCAUCAUCCACAAUUUAAUCUUCACGGGCUUGCGUCUCAAGGUCUCGGGCUCGGUCCUCACACGCCUGAAGAAGCGAACGCUGCCGUCCUGGCAGCCGCAGCAGCAGCUCUACAUCACCACCAUCAGGGUGGGCCAGGUGGUCCAACCAUGAGGCCACUGAGGUUGCCACUGCCUCCGGGUAUGAUGCACUCAUCACCACUACCUCUGGCACCCCAUCAUCCACUGGCUGCACCCCAUCAUCUCGUACCACCUCAUCCCCCUGAGGACGAUGGUGUCGUUGAUGAUCCCAAGGUCACCCUUGAGGGUAAAGAGCUCUGGGAAAAAUUCCACAAACUUGGAACCGAAAUGGUCAUCACUAAAAGCGGCCGACGCAUGUUUCCCGCUUAUAAAGUGAGGGUGUCUGGGUUAGACAAAAAGGCUAGCUACAUACUUCUGAUGGACAUCGCGGCAACCGAUGAGUACCGAUAUAAGUUUCACAACAGUAGAUGGAUGGUAGCUGGUAAAGCGGAUCCCGAAAUGCCCAAGAGAAUGUACAUACAUCCAGAUUCACCGAGCAGCGGUGAACAGUGGAUGCAGAAAGUAGUCAGCUUUCAUAAACUCAAACUCACCAACAACAUGAGCGACAAGCACGGCUAUGUAAGUACUACGAUAUUGAAUUCGAUGCACAAGUACCAGCCAAGGUUUCACCUCGUUCGAGCAAAUGACGUACUUGCGUUGCCGUACUCAACAUUCAGAAGUUACGUAUUCAAGGAAACGGAAUUCAUAGCCGUAACGGCCUACCAGAACGAAAAAAUAACGCAACUGAAAAUUGACAACAAUCCCUUCGCCAAAGGAUUUCGAGACACUGGUGCGGGGAAACGAGAGAAAAAAAGACAGGCGCUGUUGACCGUAUCAGGAAGUGGUUCUCGCUUGACCUCAGGUGCACCCGCGUCACCAGAUAAACGCAGAUCGUCAAACUCGGUGAAUGAUAUGCUAGAUGAUGAGGACAAAUUACUAGAUGUUGUAGGUCCUGACACACCGCACCCGGCGCAUCAUCGUGAGCAUUCGAGAGAACGGGAUGAUAGAACGAGUGAGCGCGAAGGUAGUGAGUCAUCGGGAUCGGAAAGUGGAGGAGUCGUUGGUGGUCCAGGUUCGGAGGGUCCGAGAACUGAUAUUUCAGUAGGUCCCCCAGUGCUGCAUCCGCCAUUACUACCAUAUUUCUAUCCCUCGGUACCGGGCUUAUAUCCUGGACCAGGACCUCUCAUACCUCCAAAUCCGCUGGGACUUCACAGUGGAGUGACUCCUAGUAUGUUGCUGAAUGCUCAAUUAGCAUUGGCAGCCUCCCAACACCCAGCAUUAUUCGGUCAUUAUCCUCACCCCCUUUCAAGCCCUCUUCAUCAACUCAAGGGGCACAGGUUUGCCCCCUAUGCACUGCCAGCGCCAUCUCACGGAUCAGCCUUUGAAACAGUGACACCUGGGAGCAGAACAUUGAGUCCAAGGUCACCACCUCCAAGACCUCCAACAGGAUCUCCGACUCCCGGGAGUGGAGCUUCAUUAACAUCAAACACGGGAAUAUCAGCCGGUGAGCUUAAAUCUAUUGAAAACAUGGUGAACGGUUUGCAGGAGAGGCGAAACGUAAAAAGGAGGCGGAGUCCGAGUUUAACUCCUGGACAUAGAAACGAAGCGGACGGUGGGGGUGGGAGUCCGUGACAAGAGAACGAGCCCGUGAGUAGUACCAAGAUUGAUCCCGAAGAUGAGGAUCUUGAUGUUACGAGUGGCGAUGGCUCUACCGAGGAAAUUGAACUGGAGCCCGACUCGACCUCGGAGCCAUCGUAGCCGAUGCUUCGACAUUCACGGACCCCACUACAAUAUCAAUCCAACGAAUGAUGCAGAAAACUAUUAUCAAAGUGCAAUUUGAAGAGAGAAGUGAUGGUUAGGAUAAAAUCGGCAAAAAAUGUCGAUUCCGAUACUGGGGAGGAAAUAAAUUUUAGAUUGAAAAAUUCUCAAAGUUCGCGUGUGACGUGUGUACAUAGUUUUAAUUAAGUGCCUGGAAUGAUAAUUUUCCAGGUCUCAAAAAUUAAGUUUCCAUUCGAUGGCACUGCAAUUUUUGGUUUUGUACUCUGCUAACUGUCUCUUCAAGGUCAUAAAUACCUAGCAGAGUUUGAUACCCAAAUUUCUACCACCUCUGUAUAUUUUAAUGUUCUAUAAUUUUUCGUCAACAAAGACAGACAAAUCGAUGGUGAAUUAUGCCUUACAUCGCCUAAAACUUGCGUUUACGAGGAUAAGGACAAACAAAACAAGGCUUAAGGAGGAAUUUACGUAAUUCAUUAUUAAUUAUUGCAAUAUGUAAGAGUAAGGAGAGGCGAAGAAAAAAAACAAUUAAGAUUAUAAUGUGAGUACUUUUGACUCUAUGCAGCUCCCCCUCCCGCCCCCUGAAUUGUACAUAUGUACCCUAGUGAUAUAUAUAUAUAUACGUAUAUACGUAUGCAUACGUAUACAUAUAUAUAUCUAUAUAUAUACGUAUAUACGUGUAUAGGUAUACACAUAGUCUAUAUAAAUAUUAAUAUUAUAUAUAUAAAUAUUAUAAAUACAACUAUCCCCUCCAUAUUAAUUAUUGAAUAUGAUUAAAGUAAUUCAUUAGAGCGGAGAUGGAAAAUUCAUGUAAAUGCAUAAAGCGCACGCUGCCCUGAUAUUGCGCAAAAGAAUCAGUGAAAUAAAAGAAGCGAUGAUAUGGUAAAAUGGAAAAGAGACGCUGCCUCGACCGACUCGCAGUUUUGUUCUGUUCAACGAGAUCGCCCCAUCUAUUUUCCUUUCUUUUCACUCAGGAAUAAUCGUGUAAUAAUGAUUUAAAUUAUUGAAUAAUGAGAGGGAGGAAAACGUUCAUGUGAUAGUGGUAAAGUGAGUGAGCCUACGACUCACCGUUUCAAAUAUUAAAGAUAUGUUUCCCUUUCUAAGUUUUCCCCCUCUUUCACUUUUCUUCGUUACCACCCAGUUAUUUUCUUGUUUCUUUCCAUUACUGUUCAUUGGAAACAAUUUUCCGGUUUAUGAUAUAGAUUAUUUCUUGCGUCUCAUAAUCGGUAUGGCUUUAAAUUUUUGCUCGUAGAACGAGAGUUGCUGUUUCAAUACUCAGUUUAUGAAAUUUCUCAUUGUUAAGAAUUUUUACGGAAAAUCACAUCAUUACAUCAGCCAUUUCCAUGGAAAUCAAAAUGGCUGAGCUUUUUCAUUAAUUUGGAUAAUCGCUCAGAUGUUUUGAGAAUAAUUCAAAUGAAUGAGGGAGCUGUGAUUAAGAUCUUUUAAACGCUGAACAAUUUGUCACUUUAUGUUGAAUGAUCUCUAAAUUACAUUCUCUCCCGUACAGAAAUGGUACUAAAAUGACGAAAUAGAAAUUUUCAAAAAAAACCUAUCUUGCAUUAAUUUUUUUUCAUCGUUUCAUCUUACUUUAUGCCACCAUCACUCAUAUCCAAAACAUUAUAGACGUUAUUAAUGCGACUGAAAAAAUCACAUUUUUUAUUCUCAUAAUGCAAUGUUUUUUCAUUAAAAUUUUUUCAUCAAAUGACAUUAAUUGAACUCUAUCUCGAUGAAGAACAAAAAAGCGUCGAUCAACAAUGGAACAUAAAUUACGCCAUUCUGGAAUCAAACGCGGAGUUCAAAAUUGACAUAAUUAAAAGAAAUAAUGUGUUUGGAGGGGAAUGAUUAGGGCUCGAUAGAUCUGCAGUGAAGGUUUCAAUAAUGAAACGUUGAGAUUUACAAGAUAAAAUGCAUGAUAUUUGUGAAUACAUUUGCUCAAACCCCAUGUCUUUUCUUCCAAGAGCAUAUGUGGUGCUGCGUCAGAACGGCAGCGUCCCUCUGGCGGUCGAUAGAAAAAGAAAAAGAAAAAGAAAAACAAAAAAGCCUAGGGAAAUGAAAUAAUAAAAUAAACAUAAGAAUGCAAUAAAAAAGGGGCCGUGAGCGGACUUAUCAUUUUUCCGAAUCAUAAUUCCUACGGCUUGUGUUGUAUAUUGUACACUCUUAGAGCCAAACAAAAAAUAUCCCUACCUCCGCCUAUUCUCCCUAUUACCCGCCCGCCACCCUUGGAAAAUUCUACAUGACUAAAAAUUAUAUAUUAAUUUAAAAACAUAGAAA
Diachasmimorpha longicaudata is the source of this 6222-nucleotide messenger RNA. RefSeq names its product optomotor-blind protein (gene bi). Lineage: Eukaryota; Metazoa; Arthropoda; Insecta; Hymenoptera; Braconidae. The transcript is spliced from 7 exons. Gene Ontology annotation, molecular function: DNA-binding transcription factor activity, RNA polymerase II-specific; RNA polymerase II cis-regulatory region sequence-specific DNA binding. Gene Ontology annotation, cellular component: nucleus. Gene Ontology annotation, biological process: positive regulation of DNA-templated transcription; regulation of transcription by RNA polymerase II; cell fate specification. The record is from RefSeq and is a predicted model, not a curated record. The coding region runs from base 1420 to 3810 and encodes 796 amino acids.